This is a messenger RNA of Lates calcarifer (barramundi perch), 3800 nucleotides long. Its product is annotated as TBC1 domain family member 10B. The coding region runs from base 89 to 1942 and encodes 617 amino acids. The transcript has 15 exons. Lineage: Eukaryota; Metazoa; Chordata; Actinopteri; Centropomidae. The record is from RefSeq and is a predicted model, not a curated record.
UUUGACAAUAGUGAUCCAUUAACUCGGCGUUGUUGACUGGUGUAAUUUUUUGAAACGGACGAGUUUCAAACAGCAGUCUUUUACAAGUAUGAGGAAGAGAAGCAGUAGCAACGCAAGCAGGAGAAGCUCAACAAAUAGAAGGCGCAGUGAGAAUGUAUGUUUUGAUGAAUUCGGCUUUGCCAUUAUCAAAAGAAAGGACCAAAAACUUCAUCAUCGAUGUCAUGAUUACAGCUACCCCCAGCAGAGCUCACUGAGGGUGAAACAGCUAUGUGAGCUGCUCAGCUACUGGAAUGGAGCCAGCUUUAUCUGCAAGAGCCAGAUUGAGCGAUUUAUCAGAAUGGGUAUUCCUCCAAGCCUGAGAGGUAGGGUGUGGAAGUGUCUUCUCACCAUUGACUGUCUGAGAGAAAGCAGUGACUUUAAUUACCAGACCUGCCUGUUAGAAGUGCGAAGGCCCCUGGUGGACUUGGGUGUCAGUGAGUAUGGCAUUCUGUCAACAAUAGCAACACUCAACGACACACAGAACGAUCUGGGCUUGAACCAUCAGCAGCCCUCCAGCUGCCCUGAACCAUGCUACUCUGUAGAUGACAUCACAUUGUUUCGACAGAUCGCCUUGGACCUGCAGCGUUCCUUCCCAACCCACCGCUCUCUGAUGGGGAAGAGCUCAGAGGCCAUUGAGGGUCAGGCAAGGCUCUUUAGGGUCCUCAUUGCCUAUGCCAAAUACAACCCACAGGUUGGAUACAGCCAAGGGAUGUCCUACAUAGCUGCAGUAUUGCUAAUGCAGUUAGGAGAGGAGGAGGCAUUUUGGGCUCUGACAGCCUUGUUGGAUAAACCCAAAUAUCUGGCUAAACUCUUUGACCUCAGCCUCACCAAGGUUCAACAUCAGGUGAAGGUGUUUGACCAGUUUCUGAAACACAGGAAGCCAAAGCUCUCUCAGCACAUGGAAUCAGUGGGAGUCUUAACGGUCCACUUUAUGAUGCCAUGGUUCCUCACUCUCUUCACUUCUCUGCCUUGCUGGGACUCUGUGCUCGCAGUCUGGGAUCUCAUUAUUCUGCAUGGCCUGUCAGCUGUGUUUCGUACUGCUCUGACCAUUAUAGAGCUCCUGGAGCCUCGACUGAUGGACCUGAAUGAUGUGGGAACAGUGUUACCCCUGCUGUUGAGAGUACCUGUUGAUGUGGCCCAGUACACUGUUUUGGUCCCUGCCUUGUGGAAUACUGAUGUCCAAGACUGGGAGAUUAAAUGUAUGAACAGUCUGGUGCUGGAUGAGUGCCACCAUGGACCCAAAGCAGAACAAAGUGAGAAGCCGAAGGCUACACUGUCCAGCCAAAUCAGUGGGGGGAAAGAGAAAGAAAGUGUAUCAGUGCUGUCAGAGGGAGAGAAACAUACUGAGAAAGACUCAGUUGCUGGGGCUAAAAGUGUCCUGACCCGGGUGUUGCGUCUGGCACAGCGAUACCUGUUAGACCCAAUGGGCCGACAGAAGGCUGAAGAGAAGAGUGCACAAACACAAGCCAAGCCCCGACAACAUAGUCCUGCACCUGGACAAGUUUUCAGGAGUCGGAACUUGGCUUCGCUAACACGAGUUCAGAUCAGAUCCAGGAGGCAGAGCCAACAGAGAGGCCGAGCCCAACAGCUGGUAGUGCAGGGGAGGAAUGGUGAUGACACUGUGAAGGAUACAUCUGGACGUGGGGAAACUGUCAGAUCGGAGCAAACUUUCAAGAGGGCAAGCACAGGAUCUAUAGGCAAGGUGGCCCAUCAUCAUAGGAACCACAGCAUUCGAGUCAAGUCCCUCCAUCUCCUACAAAGUGGAAGAAAGAAUCCAUUAAACCAGACCUCUCCCUCCUCUUCUAUCGCCCCUUCUUUGCUCCAUUCCUCUACAUUUCCUCCAUCAUCCUCCAUUCUGUCUUCAGGUCCCUCAUCAUCCAGUGUUCCUCAAAGCAGAGAGUGACACAAGCAGCAAAACACAGGAUGGCUUUCAACAAAUGAUGCACCAGCACUUCAUCUGAUUGUGUUCCCUCUACCUUUGACACAUGACCAGACUAAUCAGAGAACCCUUAGCUUACAUUACCACCCAAACUAAAUUUCCUUUGCUGCUGUUUUUCUGCGGCACUCAGAUGGAGGAACAAUUUCACAAGCUGUUGGAUGAGCCUCUAAAUCCUGCUAGAGGACAGAUGGAGUGCAAAUUUUAUUUCUUAAUGUUUGCCUUAAUGUAUAUUUUUCUUAUUGCCAACAAAUUUCAGUAAAAGACCAGAUCAGCGUCUAGUCGAUCCUACUAACAAGAGCUGUCUGUGUAUCUAAAGUCUGAUGCAUCUUAAUCAUACAGUUCUAUUGUUGUCCAAAAUCCAUUAAAAGGCAUCAGCGAGCCACACCAUUGCACUGGGCAACAUGUCCUUUCAUUGCUAUGAGCACACACAGUCAUUUAGUCAAUCCCACAUACACUGUUCUGCUGUUGUAAAUACUCAAAAUUGCACCAACUCUAAAAAAAAGUUUCAAAAAGGUUUUAAAAAACAAAUAAUAAUAAUAAUAAAAAAUCCAACAUACUCACUCGCUACUCUGUGUAACAUUUGCUCAAAACUCUGGUGUGAGUGUAUAUGGAAAUAUAAACCAUACAGACACUACAGCUAUGUGCACAUUUUGAAAAGUCAACAUAAGUAUCUUUGGACAUAUUUGUAAGAUAGUGUCUGUGCUUCAAGCCUCUUAAAAAUGUCAAAUUGAAUUGAGCUUAAAAGACUGAAUUUUUCAGGAGAAGCAAGGGCUUGGUGCCAGUUGCCAGGGACAGAGGGAGGUUAAUAAUAAUAAUAAUAAUAAUAAUACAUUUUAAUUAUAAGCACCUUUCUGGCCACUCAAGGACAUUGUACAAUAAGACAGCAAUGAUGGAUAAAAUUAACAGAAAAGAAAAGAAAUGUAGGAUGCCGAGGUUGCAGUGAGAAUGCUUAAAGUGAGUAGACAAUCUUAAACAGAUGAGUUUUGAGUUGAGGUUGGACAGUACUGAUAGAAAGGACAACACACUGUUAAUUUAAGAAAAUAAGAAAAUGUAUCUUUUAAUGCUGCUAGUUUCGUUUCACUUCAGUCAUUGUAAGUGCUUAUUCAGAAAAUGAAUCAAGUACUGAAGUUUAUAGUUAUUUUCAAAGUAAAAUAAAUAUGGUUUUCCACAGAUUUCUUACACAUCCUAUAAGAGACAACCUUUUAGUCUUAGUUUCAUUCGACUAUAUGAUACAAUUUACAGAUUUGACCGUGCUCAAUAAUCGGAGGUCUGAGCAUUAAACUCAUAUACAUACACAUUUUUUAAUUACACAAAGUCAGUUCCACUCUUACAGUCAAGAACUAUAACAGCGGUCAAGUCACACUUGACAAUUUUGAUACAGCACUUUAUAUUACAAUGACAGCAAGAAACAAAUAGUUCAAAUAUAAGAAAUCUAAUAACCUACAGGUUUUUUUUAUUUUUUAUUUUUUAUUUAAUUUAAUUUUAUCUCACACAGACUGAUAGAACUUAGACACUCUUUGUUUGGCUUUGGAGUUUUUUAGUUUGUGUCACGUCACCACUGCUGCUCUGUCUGUCUGAUUGAGCUUCUUUUGUAAAAUAUUGUCCAUGUCUCCGCCCUCCCUGCUAGCAUUUGCUUUAAUUGACUGGCAGACAAGUGCAGGAACAGAGCCUGAGAGUUUAUUGAAGUGACUGAAUAAAGCAGAACAGAACCAGCUCAUCAAGUUCAUAAACGUCUGACUCCCUCCUCCUCCUCUAUAAAUCACAGUGUCACAUUUGUCUUGUUUAUCAUGUGCUCUCACACUCCUCUCACACUCCCUAUGAA